Trichoderma asperellum CBS 433.97 is the source of this 930-nucleotide messenger RNA. Its product is annotated as Endochitinase 3. The record is from RefSeq and is a predicted model, not a curated record. Gene Ontology annotation, molecular function: chitinase activity. Lineage: Eukaryota; Fungi; Ascomycota; Sordariomycetes; Hypocreales; Hypocreaceae. Gene Ontology annotation, cellular component: extracellular region. Gene Ontology annotation, biological process: carbohydrate metabolic process.
AUGUUUUUUCGCAACGCCGUCGCUGUAACAAGCCUUUUGGCUGCACUUUCUAGUGCCCAACCCUCCGGUCCCGAAUUGGCCGUGUACUGGGGUGCUGAAGAUGAUAGCACGACUCUCAGCGACGUGUGUUCAGACAAUUCCUAUGGCAUUGUGAAUCUUGCCUUCCUCGACACUUUCUUUGCUGCAGGAGGUUUUCCUCAACUCAGCAUGAGCGGGUUGGAUGGCCCAUCUCAAGCUCAGAAAAGCGCUGGUGCCACUGGUCUCAAGGAUGGUAGCAGCCUUGUGGAUGCUAUCAAGCAGUGCCAGUCGGCCGGGAAGCUGGUUCUUCUUAGCCUUGGUGGCGCUGGCGCUGAUGUCACUCUCCAAUCAGACUCUGAUGGGGAAAAAAUCGCUGAUACGCUUUGGAAUCUGUUCGGUGGUGGUACUGAUAACCAAGAGCUGCGCCCCUUUGGAGAUAUCAAGCUUGACGGCUUCGACCUGGACAAUGAAUCCGGCAACCCCACGGGUUACCUAGCUAUGGUAAAGCGUUUCAAGUCCAACUUCCAGUCAGACACAAGCAAAACCUACUUCCUCACUGCGGCUCCCCAAUGCCCUUUCCCCGAUGCCUCGCAGCCCCAAGAUGUUUGCAGUGAAUUGGACUUUGUCUGGGUCCAGUUUUACAAUAACGGCGAUUGCAACAUUGCGCAAUCUGAUUUCCUAAAUUCCGUCCAGACAUGGAGCAGCGGUAUUGGCAACGCCAAGCUGUAUAUAGGUGCUUUGGCUAGUGGCUCUGAUGGUGAUCAGGGCUUCGCUGACGCUAAUACGCUAUUGGGUGCUAUUCAGGAUGUAAAGAACAUGAAUCUCUCCAAUUACGGCGGUGCCAUGCUUUGGGAAGCCCAGCUGGCGGUUCAAAACGACAACUUUCAGCAGAAAAUUGCUCCCGGUCUAUAA